Eptesicus fuscus (big brown bat) is the source of this 1181-nucleotide messenger RNA. RefSeq names its product golgi associated RAB2 interactor 1A (gene GARIN1A). NCBI's taxonomy places the organism in Eukaryota, Metazoa, Chordata, Mammalia, Chiroptera, Vespertilionidae. The transcript has 5 exons. The coding region runs from base 116 to 1015 and encodes 299 amino acids. The record is from RefSeq and is a predicted model, not a curated record. Gene Ontology annotation, cellular component: nucleus.
GAGGAGGAGCUGUGGAGGUGGGGGGUGGGCAGCAGUGGUCACACAACACCUUGCAGUCGGGCUGGGUCUGUGCGGAGCCCCGGGAUGUUCCCCAGCCCAUUGUUCCCAAGAGCCAAUGAAUAAAAUCAGGGGCCUCCCUCCUGAGGUCAGGGAACCAGGCCCUGGAGUGGAACUUGGGGUGGAAGAUGGCCUUCUUUGUCAACUGAUUCAUUCUCCAGAAUUCAACUUGUUCUCCCACUCUGCGGUGUUUGAAAGCAACUUUAUCCAGGUCACUAAGUCCGGGAACUGGAUGAAUGUCUCUGAAGGUUCGACCACCACCGUGAUCCUUGGGGUAACCUCCUCAGUGCCCUCCUUGCCACUCCCCAACAUCCUCCUGAUGGCCAACGUCACCUGGCCCCAGGGUCAGUUUUCCACCUGCAACACACCUGGCUGUGCUCCUGUCAUCACCCUCAGCAGGAUUCUCCCCCUGAAGUUUGUGGAGCUACAAAUCUGUGACCCGCUCCAACGCAUCCUGCGGAUUAGGACAGUGACUGAAAAGAUCUACUACAUGAGGCUCCACGAAAAACACCCGGAGACUGUGUUUCAGUUCUGGAUCCGCUUGGUGAAAAUUCUGCAGAAAGGUCUGUCCAUCACCACCAAAGACCCGAGAAUCCAGUUCACUCACUGCCUGGUGCCUCAGAUGCCCUGCAGCUCCACUGAAAUAACACCUGAAAGCAGCCUCCUGUCACCCUCCCAGCCCAGCGAAAACUUCCUGCUGUGGAGAGCCGAGCAGACGAGCGACAUUUUCUCACAUUUCCCAGGAAGAGUCCAUCUCACAGAAGACAGAACACAGGCCACUAAAAUCAAGGAUUCCAAGAGCUACAGCAAGACACCCUUGCCGGCGGCAUCUUCAGCCAAGUUGAAUGUACCUAUGAGAGCCGUUUUGGGUCACAGCCUCUGGGAACAAGAGAAUCCAGAGUCCUUACCGCGGGCUCCUGUAGCCAGUUCUCUAGGAGAGAACUUAUUGGGACCCUGACACCUACCCGAACAGGGCGAUCUUCCUGGCUUUAGUCGGUGCACUGGCUACAGCCUCCAUCAUGCUGUUUUCCCACUGUGGGCCAAGUGACCAUGGGAGAAUAAGAUGGGGUUUAAAACAAGGUGCUUCUAUACUUCCACCAAUAAACCUCCAAGUGGACCCCUAA